Rodentolepis nana is the source of this 1464-nucleotide messenger RNA. The record is from the annotation of a GenBank genome assembly. NCBI's taxonomy places the organism in Eukaryota, Metazoa, Platyhelminthes, Cestoda, Cyclophyllidea, Hymenolepididae.
UUGAGAUCUGCUCCCAAAGUCUUCAAUUGCCAACUCUCUCGUUACCUUUCAACUGGUGAGAAGGAUCUUGUUGUUAUCGGUUCUGGCCCCGGUGGAUAUGUGGCAGCCAUUAAGGCAGCCCAGUUGGGCAUGAAGACAGUUUGCAUUGAAAAGUACCCAACUUUCGGUGGCACUUGCCUAAACGUCGGAUGUAUCCCGAGUAAAUCACUUCUGAAUAACUCCCAUUAUUAUCAUAUGUGCAAAACCGACGACAUGAAAAACCGUGGUAUCGGUCUAAGUGAUGUUAAACUCAACCUUGAUGAAAUGAUGGCUGCAAAGAGGAAUUGCGUCUCCUCACUCACCAGUGGUAUUGCACAUCUUUUCAAAGCAAACCGUGUUGAAAGCGUGCAAGGUGUCGGAACAAUCACCAAGCCUAAUGAAGUCACCGUCAAGAAACCCGAUGGAUCUACUGAGGUCAUUAACACCAAAAAUAUUCUCAUUGCUACCGGUUCAGAUGUGACCCAAUUUCCUGGAAUCAACAUUGACGAAAAGGAAUUUAUAACUUCUACUGGUGCCCUUUCUCUUGAAAGAGUUCCAAAACACAUGGUUGUUAUUGGUGCCGGUGUUAUCGGCGUUGAAAUGGCGUCUGUUUGGAAACGUCUUGGUGCCAAGGUGACUGUUGUGGAAUAUCUCGGUCAUAUCGGCGGUAUGGGAAUUGAUAUGGAGAUAAGCAAACAACUCCAGCGUAUACUCCAACGACAAGGUUUUACUUUCAAAUUAAACACAAAAGUUGUUUCGGCUGAAAAGACGACAGAUGGUAUUAGCGUUGCUAUUGAGGGUGUUAAAGACGGAAAGACCAGCACUCUUAGUUGUGAUGUCGUUCUUGUCGCAAUUGGCCGUCGUCCUUAUACAGAAAAUCUUGGAUUGGAGAAUGUGGGUAUUGUACCUGACAAAUACGGUCGUGUCCCUGUUGAUAAGCGUUUCCAGACUCAGGUCCCCAACAUCUACGCCAUUGGCGACGUUAUUGAGGGUCCGAUGUUAGCACACAAAGCAGAAGAUGAAGGCAUUAUUUGUGUUGAAGGAAUGCUUGGCGGAAAGGUACACAUUGACUACAACUGUAUCCCCAGCGUGAUCUAUACUCAUCCCGAGGUCGCUUGGGUUGGCAGGAGCGAGGAAGAUUUGAAGACCAACGGAAUGGAAUACAAGACUGGGAAAUUCCCUAUCUCAGCCAACUCCCGCUCUAAGUGUAAUCUGGAACAAGAGGGUUUCUUUAAGGUUUUGUCAGACAAGACUACUGACAAAAUUCUCGGUGUCCACCUCCUUGGUCCACAAGCUGGUGAACUUAUUGGUGAAGCCUGUCUCGCUAUUGAAUAUGGUGCCUCUGCAGAAGAUGUUUCCCGUGUCUGCCAUGCUCACCCGACUGUCAGUGAGGCACUUCGUGAAGCUUGUACUGCCGCUUCUUUUGGCAGGGCAAUCAACUGCUAA